This is a messenger RNA of Penaeus vannamei (Pacific white shrimp), 5084 nucleotides long. Lineage: Eukaryota; Metazoa; Arthropoda; Malacostraca; Decapoda; Penaeidae. The record is from RefSeq and is a predicted model, not a curated record.
GGUAGAUCAGGGUAACAGAGACGAUGGUAAUUAACCAAUUCCUGCAACAGUAAAGCUCACUUGAAUGAGAUAAGAGCUAAAAGAAAGCUUUAAAAAAGUGAAAACGUACUUUUAAUCCCUCUACCCAGAAAAAAAAAAAACAUGGGGGCAAAAAUCAUACGCUUAUCAAGAGUUACAGAAUGGAGUGGAGAUAAGAAAGUGAGCUUUGAGGAUAUGCUAAUAAAAUAGCAGAUUACCUCAUGCUGGUUGCCUGUCACGUGAUGGCUUUUCAAGUUUAGCUUCCGGUCUUUAUUGACACCCGCUCUUGCAACAUGUUUUCUGUGGCUUGGCAAAAAAGAAUAGCAUUUUGAAUACUGCCAAUCAUAUGGAAAUAAAUUACCAGACUUUAUAUCGAAAGGAGAAAGAUAGCGAAUGUACGAGGAUAGAUCCUAAUUUUAGAUCGCAGAUGAUGAAAGAACUGACAGUUGGCCGCCGAAGCCAAAGUCAGUGCAAGGUUUCGGAAAGGCUCAGGUUGUAAACAUUAACAGCUGUAUCAUUCUGCCACGUAUCAUAUUAUCCGAAAAUACAUCAGUUUAGCAGAAUUAUGGCUAGGGAAUAGAAGAGCACACGAUUCUAUCUAGAUUACGAGACUUAUGCUAUGAAGAAAACGAACGUGAAUGCAUUAAUUUUGUGAAGUGUUCGGCUUUACUGACGUGACGGACACCUGGAAGCCGCGACUGCAGGUUGAAGCAGGGGAUGUCAUUCGCUCCAUUAAGGUCAUUUUAAAUUACCCAGAAGUAAAUACUGUGUGUCAGUUCAUCGUCAUCGCCAACAUGAGUACUGCGAAGCCUGAAAUAAGUCCUGGCAAGAUGCAGGUGAAGGAAAAAGAGAGAGGAUUGGUCUGGGGUCUCCUGGAAUCGGCAGGGGACAAUAAUGAGGGUGUACGGCAGACAGUUGCAGGAUCCCUCAUAACACUGGGCCACAAGCAUCCUGGCUUUGUUUUAUCAUCAAUUCAUAAGUUUAUCUCGAGUCCACAGACUGCACCAAAGGUGCAGGUACAAUCCAUAUUAUACAAUACAGCAGAGAACAUAGUACGUGAAUGUGGCGAAAAGAUUGAUGACAAGGAAUUGAUUGACACAUGGACAGAUGCAGCAGUUAAACUUUUAACAUUGCCAUCUGUGGCACCAGAUCUGCAAGAAGCUGCAUCAGGCCUAAUGGUUGCUUUGGGUAGUAAUCCCAAGCAUUGUUCAGCUGUGAUGGAGACUUUGGUUGGUCAAAUUCAGGCUGGCACCCUCCCUUCACAAAGCAUUGCAGAGACUCUAGGAGCUUUGGCUGUUGUUAAUGUCAAAGGAACUGUCCCUUUCAUUAAAGUAUUGUUGGGUUUAAUGGUGCAGUGUCUUCCAUCAGUAAAGCAGGACAAUUUGAAGGUGGCUUUAGCAAUGAUGCUGAGCAAGUUCUGUGAGACAAUUCAAGAGGCAAUUGCAAAUAAGGAACCUGAUCCUGAUAUCAGUGUAGAAGCUUACAUGACAGAGAGUGCUGCAAUAUUUGAAAUCUUAGUUAGCCUUUGGUUAAAAAGCUCCAAUUCUCUUGUUCGACAAGAGACAAUAGUUUGUCUGGGGCACAUGAGUCAUCUCCUCCCUAAGGAAAAACUUGAGGAACUUGCAGGGUUAGUGGUAACAACCAUUCUCUCUCUGUAUCGGAAGGCUUCUUCCCCUUAUAGCCUUACCUUCUCCCUGGCACUAAUCACUGAUGCAAUGCUAAAGAAUAACCUCACUGAAGGCAUGAAGUUCCAUGUUGACCAUUUACUAGGCUGUGUGUUCAACCAGGUGUGUGUUAUUCCUAAUUAUUCAGAGCCUUUCACUGUAAAGAACCAUUAUGAAGUUCUCAGGUGUUAUGAACUGCUGGCAAAACAUUUUCCAGAAAAUGUCAUGACACACUUGCUGCAAAGGUUAGAGAAUGCAAGUCAUAUGCAGAGGGUAGGUGCCUUGAUAGUAUCAAAGCACCUUGUAAAUAGUAAGACCCUGACAAAUUCUCAUAUAUCCAACUUGAUAUCAGCAUUGAAUCCUCUCCUAAGUGAUCCCAAUAGUAAAGUGGUAAAGAGUUUUACACAGGUUAUUGUUGCUCUCUGUCAUAAUUGCCAUUUGGAUGCACAAAGUGGAGCUCCCUUCAUUACAUAUCUUGUGAAACACUCAGCUGGGGUAUCAACACCACAGACACGAAGACCUUCUCUUGCUGAACCAGAUGGGGAAUCAGUGUCUGAAGUAAGUCGUAGGGUACUCCAUCUUUUGGCUACUACUGUGGAUGGGGCCAGGCCAUUAUUGUGGCCACAUUUGUUGAACUUUGUAUGUACUCCUGAAUAUGAAACGAGCUUAGCAACUACUCUGGGUUGUCUGGCUCAUCUUGCUAACAACAGUAAACCAGAAGAGGAUAAAGGGCCAUUGCUAACAGGCCCACCGGGUCCACCAACAGCUCAUGUUUUGUUGGCACGCCUUUUGGUGUUGAGCUGCAUUCCUGGAGAUGGAACCAUAGGCACUGCAGCUCUCACACUUCUUCAAGGUUUAGCACCUCAUGUCAAUCCUCAAGUAGUGGAACCCUGGAGCCAGCACCUCCCACAGCUGCUGGCAACAUUGCAAGAUUUUACAUCUAAGGGGGAUGCUGAACCUUCAGCAAUGCAGAUGUGGCAUGAUUCUCUCAGGGAUUUCCUUGCAUCAACAAUCAUCAAUAUCAAUAGUGAAGAAUUUACUAUUAAUGUUGGAGUGGCUCAGAUGGAUCAACUUCACUUAUAUGAUAAGCAGCAGGCACAACUCUGUUUCUUGAUGUCGCUGAUUGGAGUCACGUUAAAGCACAUGUCCAACAAAACCUUUGUGGCCACGACUCUUGACUCUUUGUUCAAUGCUACUAGUCAUAAAUCAGCUGUUGAGCGUGAGAGCCUGGCCUUGUCUGUAGGUACUGCAGCUGCAUCUCAUACAGACCUUGUUUUAACUCACAUAGAUAUGUGGCUCAAGACAGCAGAUCCUGCCAAAAAAUCACUGUCAUUUUUUAAUUUGAUCAAGCAGGAUACUCGAGUAGAAGAAUCCUCCUGGAUGCGAGCCAGUAUAGUGCUGUGUCUCGGUCAGAUUUCCACUUUGGCUCCAGCAAAUGUGAUUGGAAGCCGUGUUGAUGGCCCAAUCAUGCUUCAUCUUCUUAAUAUCAUCAAUAGUAAUAAGAGUGAAAUGGUAAAUGAAGCAGUUCUACAUGCUAUCAGCAACAUUGCCCGAGCCCUCACUCGCCUCCCUGACUUUAAGCUUCGUCAACGACCUCUGCUUAUUACACAUCUAGUCAAUACAUCUAGGAGUGAAGGUCUUCCACAUCCUGUGCUUGCUAGCGUCCUGCAGGCUUUAAGAGAUCUUGCUGCUCUUGAGCCACAGCUGAAUGUCGAAGAAAGAACGAUUAUUCUGCAGGCAGGACUGAAUGCUACAUUGCCACGUUUCUCGCAGGCUGAAAAUGUUGACCCAUAUCUUACUAAAUGCAAUGCCCAGCUUAGUGUUCUCAUCAGAACUAUCAUUCAGAAGGACACAAAUCCUGCCACCUUAGAUGAUGUGACAACACUUCUGCAGUCAUGGACAGUUGCACCGGCUGAGUUAAUAAGGAUCAAAUCUGUUGAACUGCUUCACACGGCCCUUCGUACUUAUUAUGAUCAUUUAACCUUUACAAUUGAGGGACCAACAAACUUCAACCAGACCUGUCAUCUUCUGGCCUUUCUUACACCUCGCCUGAGUGACCCAAGCUCCCAAGUGCGAACACAAGCAGUGGGUAGUGUCUAUAUGGUGUUACGCAUAGCGGGACGUUACAAUGGCCAGACUCCUGAUCAUGCUGAUGAGGAUCUCGAGCUUCUAAAGACUGCUGAAGAACAGAUAUCAGUUGAUGACCCACAGAGGAUAGACAAUCUUGUCAAAGAUGUUGGCACGGUCAUCAGCAACAAGUUAACAUUUGUUCAGCUGAGGUCAUUCUUAUCAUGUGUAGUUGUGGGUCUGCAGGACAAAUUAGGAGAGUCCUCAUCAGGAGUUGCACUUGUAAUAACCAUAAUAUUUACUCUCCGUGGACAUCAGCUUCACCAGCACAUUAAGGAGAUGCUAGAUUCAAUAUAUACUCGCCUAGAGAAGGUUAGUCACAAAGAGACUCGAAAAAGAUCUGUGGAAGCGCUGACUCGACUGUCUGCUCACAACUUGAAUCUAGUCUUGGAUACUAUGCUCAAUUAUCCUCUUCCAUAUGAAAGUGGUGUGUCAGGUACAUGGCGUAAUUUAGGUCAUGAUCCAAAACUUUGUGAAUCAGCUUUAGAGCAUCUGAAGCAGAUUAUGGAGCGCACCCAGCUGUUUACUGAGCAGCCUACAGCUACUGAGUCGACUGUCAGGAUUGCUACUCUUCCCCCACUCUCAGCUAUUUGUGGUCUCACUGAGCUCAUUCAUGACCUGAGAACUCCUGUUAAGAAUGAGCAAGAAGACAAAGACUGGGAGACACUGGAUGUGAGUGAACCAGAAGAAGAGCUACAAACCUGGCCAGACUCCCAGAAAAUUAUUUCUGAGAAUUUCCCCUCUUUAACAGCACUGCUCUUACUCUCAUAUGGUUCUUAUGUGGGGGUUGUGGCACCACUUCACCAAACAGGGGGCACUAACUCAAAGAGUGCCUUUAAUUUCAUCCCAAACAGAGGAGCAACUGGACUUGUACCAACAAAAAUUGUUCUGCAGUGUCUUAAAUCACUAAUAGAUGUGAUAGACUGCAAAUCUCUCAGUGUUGUUCUGACAAACAAAAUCAGAGAUGAGGAAGAAGAUACCACUGAGAUAUUCCUGCAUAGCUUAUCUGAAGUCACAGCGAUGUUAGUUCAUGAAGCACCUAAACACAUAGAGAAGCUUGUCAAUCAUCUAGACUCUCACCAUGCAUAUGAGAUGCAGAGAGUUACUGUUGCUGCUGUCUUUGCUCAGUUGAUUGCUGAAAAGUGUGGCGGGAACUAUGAACUUCUGGAAAGUAUUACGGAUGGUUUACUGUCAAGGUUGAAUGAUCGAUCUGUACAUGUCCGCCGUCUGGCUGUGCGAGGACUUGCCAAUUUUGCUCAUCUUCAGCAAAAUCAA